AUGCAAUUAAUUUUGAUUAUUACAAUUGUUGUACUCAGUUCUGGUUGUGUAUUGACGUAUAACAAAACACGUGAUCAGCAAUGGAGUUUAUGGAAAGAUACACACAAGAAAAACUAUUCUACUGCUGAAGAAUCUGUUCGUCGUGCUGUGUGGGAAAAUAAUACGGAGAUGAUCGAAGAACACAAUCUUCAAGCUGACCUCGGUAUUUAUACGUAUUGGCUUGGAAUGAAUCAAUAUGGAGAUUUAACCGUCAAUGAAUUUGUACAAAAAUAUACUGGUUUGAUAGGAAACAUGGAAACCAAAUACAAUCAAGUUCGUCAAGUAUUUGUAUCUAAUUCGACUGUUAGUUUGCCAGACUCUGUUGACUGGCGUAACCAGAAUGUUGUUGAAGCAGUCAAAGAUCAAGGUGGGUGCGGAGCAUGUUGGGCUUUCUCAGCAGUUGGCUCAAUUGAAAGUGCAUAUGCUAUUAAAACUGGCACGCUUGUUUCUCUUUCCGAACAACAAUUAGUUGAUUGUUCUGGUGGACAAAGAAAUUAUGGCUGUGGCGGUGGUACGAUGGAUCAUGCCUUUGUAUAUGUCAUCACUGCAAGCGGCAUCGAGACAGAAAGUUCAUAUCCAUAUACAGCGGUUGACCAGACAUGUGUGUUCAAUCCAACAGAGACUACUGUCCAAGUCUGUGAUUUCGUUGAUAUAGCAUCAGGAGACGAAGUAGCUCUCCAACAAGCCGUUGCUACUAUUGGACCAAUAUCAGUUGCGAUUGAUGCUGGUCGUUCCUCAUUUCAGUUCUAUCAAUCCGGUGUCUACAAUGAACCAACUUGCUUACAACGCAUAUUUGAACUUGAUCAUGCUGUUCUGCUUAUUGGUUAUGGCACAGACGGAAACCAUGACUAUUGGCUGGUAAAAAACAGUUGGAGUACAGAUUGGGGUGACCAAGGUUAUAUGAAAAUGACACGAAAUCAAAAUAAUCAAUGUGGUAUCGCAACGGCAGCUAGCUAUCCGAUUAUUUGCUCCACAAAUACGCAACCAGUACAGCAGAUGACAUCGGAUGCUUUCUAUAUGAUAUCUAAUAUGUGGCUGGUGAUCGGUAUCUAUUGCUUUGUAAAGACAUGUUACGACUUGUAA
Adineta steineri is the source of this 1122-nucleotide messenger RNA. NCBI's taxonomy places the organism in Eukaryota, Metazoa, Rotifera, Eurotatoria, Adinetida, Adinetidae. The record is from the annotation of a GenBank genome assembly.